AUGAGUCAACAGGGUUAUGUUGCUGCACCCCCAUACUCCCAGGCCCAGCCAGGGAUGGGGGGCUAUCAAGGUGGAUUUGGGAGUGGUCCUGCACAGCCCCUCUAUGGGCACUACGGGGGACCACCUCAGGCAUUCUCCGCUCCACAAACAGGUAUGAUGAAAUCACCAGUUUCUUCUGCCGCCGGUAUGCCUCCACCCCCGGUGUCCAGUCAGUAUAAUCCAAAUGUCCAGCAGAAUGGCACUCAUCCGCAAAGGUACCCUGCUCCACCAGCUGCAUCUGCUGCUUAUGGACAACCUCCACAGUCCCCAUACAACAGCAUGGCCUCACCUGGCACGCCUGCAACCCAGCAGCUCACCAAUCAGAUGAGUGCUGUGAACUUGGGUAGCUAUGCCCCAGGACCCAUGCAGAGCCCUCUGCUUCCAACAAACUCUGUAGCUCAGCAGCCUUUCCAGUCAUCUCCUCCACCAGCAAUGGGCCAGCCGCAGAUGCCUCCAGGCCCGCAGUCUCCCCAUGUGUCUCAACAAAUGACCCCUCAGAUGUCUUCACAACAGUCACUCCCAGGAAGCAUGCCAUUGGCAGGCCCACCGAUGGCAGGCCCACAGAUGGCAGGCCCACCGAUGGCAGGCCCACCGAUGGCAGGCCCACCGAUGGCAGGCCCACCGAUGGCAGGCCCACCGAUGGCAGGCAUGGGUAGACCUUUCAAUGGGCCGCCUCCUCAAGGCCCGGGAGGUUUCCAGCAGCCUGGUCCUGGAGCUGCUGGUCCACCAGGCUACCCACAGCAAGCCGGUCAGUUUGGGGGGCACAUGGCUGGGCCCCAGCAAGGCAUGCCAGGGGCCUUCCCUGGAGCACCAUCUGCACUUGCUGGCCCACCACAGAAGAAACUGGACCCUGACUCUAUCCCAAGCAUAACCCAAGUCAUUGAGAAUGACCAAGUAAAACAAGGAGGAAAGGUCUUCAGCACAAACAUCAGAGGACAGGUUCCACCUCUUGUCACCACUGACUUCACAGCACAGGACCAAGGCAAUGCCAGUCCCAGGUUCAUACGCUGCACCACCUACUCCUUGCCCUGCACUGCCGAUCUGGCCAAACAGUGCCAUGUGCCCCUGGCUUCUAUUAUUAAACCCUUUGCCAAUUUGCAAACGAAUGAGACUCCUCUAUAUGUUGUGAACCAUGGGGAGACAGGCCCCAUCCGCUGCAAUCGAUGCAAGGCCUACAUGUGCCCCUACAUGCAGUUUAUCGAUGGCGGUCGUCGCUACCAGUGUGGUUUCUGCAACUGUGUCAAUGAAGUGCCUGUCUUCUACUUCCAACAUCUUGACCACAUGGGCCGGAGGGUGGACUUCUAUGAGAGGCCUGAGCUGUCCUUGGGAUCCUAUGAGUUUGUAGCCACCCUGGACUACUGCAAGAACAACAAGCCUCCGAAUCCUCCUGCUUACAUCUUUAUGAUUGAUGUGUCUUAUAACAACAUUAAAAGUGGACUGGUCAAACUGAUAUGUGAUGAGCUGAAGACUCUGCUAGAGAAACUGCCCAGAGAGGAAGGUAUGGAGAGCUCAGCGAUUAAGGUGGGCUUUGUCACCUACAACAAGGUCCUCCACUUCUACAACGUGAAGAGCGCUUUGGCCCAGCCCCAGAUGAUGGUGGUUUCAGACACGGCUGAGAUGUUUGUCCCGCUGCUCGAUGGCUUCCUCGUCAACUACCAGGACUCAAGGGCUGUCAUCUACAACCUCCUGGACCAGAUCCCUGACAUGUUUGCAGACACCAACGAAAGUGAAACGGUCUUUGCCCCUGUCAUCCAGGCCGGUGUGGAGGCAUUUAAGGCAGCAGAAUGUAGCGGAAAGCUCUUUAUCUUCCACUCCUCCAUGCCCACUGCUGAGGCUCCUGGCAAACUGAAAAACAGGGAUGACAAAAAGCUGGUCAACACGGAGAAGGAGAAAACCCUGUUCCAGCCUCAGAAAGGAGUGUAUGAGCAACUGUCGAAGGACUGUGUGGCACAGGGCUGCUGUGUGGAACUCUUCCUCUUUCCCAGCCAGUACGUGGACUUGGCAACCAUGGCUGAUGUGCCCACGCACACUGGGGGCUCUGUCUACAAGUACAACAACUUCCAGGUGGAGACAGAUGGGGAGCAUUUCCUGAGAGACCUAAGGAAAGAUGUGCAGAAGAGCAUCGGAUUUGAUGCCAUCAUGCGUGUUCGUACCAGUACAGGCUUCAGAGCCACAGACUUCUUUGGUGCCGUCCAUAUGAACAACACCACAGAUAUAGAGAUGGCAGCUGUGGAUUGUGACAAGGCUGUGACCGUCGAGUUCAAGCAUGACGACACGCUCAGUGAGGAGACCGGGGCACUCAUGCAGUGUGCCUUGCUGUACACCACCAUCAACGGCCAGCGACGCCUGCGUAUCCACAACAUCAGUCUGAAAUGCAGCGCGCAGCUGUCAGAGCUGUACAUGAACUGUGAGACCGACUCACUCAUCAACUUCUUUGCCAAAUCAGCUUACCGUGCGAUAUUGAACCAGCCUCUAAAGAAUGUGAGGGAGAUCCUGGUCAGCCAGACAGCCCACAUGUUGGCCUGCUACAGGAAGAACUGCGCCAGCCCCUCCGCUGCGAGCCAGCUGAUCCUGCCGGAUGCCAUGAAGGUGUUCCCAGUCUACAUGAACAGCCUGAUGAAAAGUGCUCCCUUGGUGGGCAGCACAGAGCUCUCCACUGAUGACAGAGCCCAUCAAAGGCUGUCGGUCAUGGCCAUGGGGGUGGAAGACACACAGCUGCUGCUCUACCCACGCCUCAUCCCACUGCACAACCUGGACGUUAGCAGUGAGGCCCUGCCUGCUCCGGUGCGCUGUUCAGAGGAGCGUCUUGCAGAAUCAGGCAUGUUCCUGCUGGAGAACGGCCACUCCAUUUUUCUGUGGCUGGGCCAAGCAAGUCCACCCGACCUCAUCCAGAGCAUCUUCAACCUGCCCUCCCUCGCACACCUGCAAGGACACAUGUGUGCGCUGCCGGAGCUAGACAACCCAUUGUCAAAGAAGGUCCGAUCCAUCAUCGAUGGCCUGCUCGAAAAGAGGCCGAACUCCAUGAAGCUCGUAAUCGUGAGGCAGAAGGACAAACCAGAGAUGUUGUUCCGUCAGUUCCUAGUGGAGGAUAAAGGUCUGCACGGUGGUGCCUCCUACAUGGACUUCCUUUGCUACGUUCACCAAGAGAUCAGGCAGCUGCUCACCUAACCCCAAAUGCUUGUCCUCGGUGUUCCCAUCCAGACUGGCCUGGGAGAACCACGGCAUUUAAUGGACCAUGCACAAAUCUCACAGGGUCAGUCGCAGUAGGUUCUAUUUGAAUCUUAAGGACGGUCCAUAGAAAACUGUUUCAUAAAGACAGAAGAGGGAACAAGGAACCAGGGAGAUCCUUUUGAGAGAGUCUACAGCUGCCUUUCCUACAUGCCUUUGUCAUCCUUUAGUUUCCACACAGUAUGAUCUUCAAAUAACCACUUGUCACUUGAGGAGCUUGAACUGAACAACAAAGAUACUUUGUGUGAUGGACGGUGGAGACUGGAAUGCAUUUUGGCAGAAAGCCCACUGGUAUAAGCAAUACAGCGUAUAUAUCUCUGCUGCGUAUUCAGUUGAUUAAAGCAUUUUUUUUUUUCUUUUCACUUUGUAGAUUUACAGGGUCUGGAUAAGACAAGGGGUUAUUUGUGGGCCAUACUGUAGGUGUUUACUUUGAAACCCAAUAAAAGCUUGCCAGUGUUUGUUACUCCCAUGAAGUAUAAAUAUGUAAGGGAGUCUCAGUAACUAAUUUUACAAUCUUAUUUUCUUUUUUAAACAAUAAAUACUCAAAAGAAAUUUUACAAUAUCCAAACAACAGAGGUUUUUACAUUUUAAUCCCACUUUUCCUGUCUUAGUAGAAAAUUUAUUAAAAUAAACAUUUAAGCGGUGCAUCUACAGUACUGGGUAAUUCAUAAUUUUGCAGAAACAAUGCCAAAAUAAAAGCCACUGAUUUGCCAGAACUGAAAAUUCUUCCUGUCAUUAAACUAUGAGUAAUUCAUAGCAUUUGAUUCACACAUGGUACCACAAAAAAUCAGAUUCUUUGACCAUUUAUGGCUGAGAUUUUAUCUUCACAAUGUGCAGUGACGUGGAAAAUGUUCUGUUUUGGUGUCCUGAGAAUACAAUGAAAUGAACACAGCUGUUGCUCUACACUUGUCCACAGUAGACCAGUCAGAGUUGGUUCUAAAAACGGUAGUUUAAGGGAUGCUUAUUUAAAUAUGUAAUGAGGAGGAGGAAUGGACCGCUAAUGAUGCAGAGAGGCAUUAAAGGGAAGAGGUUACAGGGAACAAAUACAAAGCUUUUCCCUCAAACUGUCACGUUAAACAUUAUGAUUUAACCCUGUUGGAGCGACUCAUUUUGAGAAAGACUAGCAAACAACCUCCAGCAGUGUCAUAUUUGUAUGGAAAACAGUGCCAGUCGACUUUCAGAGCAACCGGAAGAGCUCUGUCAGGACCAACAAAUCGGACUUUGGCUCACUGUUCAACCACCCAAAUUCAGUAAAAUCUUGUUACACUAAGAUCUAUAAUCUAAAAAAAAAUUGUCUUUCAUGAUACCAUGUAACAUUUCAGUCAUGACUUGCAUCAUACUGUAUUGCCUUUUUUGCUUUUAUAAAGGUAAAUGCUUCUGUGUAAUUCAUGUUCUUCAUUUGACAAAUAUUGUAAGAUCUUUUGACAUAAUGUCUUUGUACUUUGCACUUGUGUGGCCUACACAAGUGCAAAGACUACGUCUUUUUGUACAUGAAAAGUGCAACUUGUGUUUUCAAAAUAUUACUAUCUGCCUUAAGUUGAUAUAACGGUUGUGAAAAAACAUGUUAAAAUGUCUGUGUCGAGGUCUAUGGCUGAUUUCAAUCUAUUUGGUUUGUAUGCAAACUUAUCUCAGGUAAUUUGAGUACCUUACUAUUUCAAGUUGGAAGCAGUGAUUUGAAUUGAACUGGAAAGAUGGAUGGUUGGUUUUGGGAGUAGACUUGUGGAAAUCCAUGGCCUCGGUGUGCCAUGUACAUUUAUUCCAAACCCUAAACAAACCUUUGUCUAAUUAAA
This is a messenger RNA of Xiphias gladius (swordfish), 5057 nucleotides long. RefSeq names its product SEC24 homolog D, COPII coat complex component (gene sec24d). The record is from RefSeq and is a predicted model, not a curated record. NCBI's taxonomy places the organism in Eukaryota, Metazoa, Chordata, Actinopteri, Istiophoriformes, Xiphiidae. The coding region runs from base 1 to 3207 and encodes 1068 amino acids. Gene Ontology annotation, cellular component: endoplasmic reticulum exit site; COPII vesicle coat. Gene Ontology annotation, molecular function: zinc ion binding; SNARE binding. The transcript is spliced from 22 exons. Gene Ontology annotation, biological process: intracellular protein transport; endoplasmic reticulum to Golgi vesicle-mediated transport; COPII-coated vesicle cargo loading.